UGUAAGUCGCCGGCAGUUGGAAGCUGAAACGACUCCAAACCCCUCCUCUACAUAGUCCCGGUACAUACGCCGAUUGAUGCCUAAAUCUCACGUCUCCAUCGCAUGCGCCAGAUAGAUCCCGACUAGCCUGAGUUCUUGCUAUCAUACCGUUACAGUUUAAUCCUAUCUGUUUCCUAAACAUAUCACAUCUCCCUAGCGACAUCUCUAUUUCGCGAGAGCAAUGUCUCUACUGGACGAGGAGCAAUCGGAGGCCCCGCCUUCCAAGCACUUGGAGGAUAUACCCUCCGGACCCGCCUCACCUCCGAGCGAGUCUCCGCCCCAACCCAUGGUGAUAGACAGCGGCGGCGAUCUGGUCCUCCGUGUUGGCGCCGAGGCCGACGAGCGCGAGCAAGAAUACGUUGUCUGUUCCAACACUCUGCGGCGAUCUUCCCCGGUAUGGAAGAGCAUGCUGUAUGGCGGGUUCAAGGAAGCGAAACCCGCCGAAGGCUCCUGGGUCGUAUCGCUCCCGGACGAUCAAGCAGACCCGAUGCUUGUGAUUCUGAACAUCAUCCACACGAGGUUUAUACUUGUUCCCAGGCAGCCGCCGCUGUCAGAGAUCUAUCACAUCUUGACGCUGGCUCACAAGUAUGACAUGACGGAAAUCGUGCAGCCCUGGGCCGAUUGUUGGAUGGAGGUUGCCGACAACGCCCAAGAGAAAGAGGAUGGAUGUAGCCUUGCCAUGUUGACAUAUGUGGCAUGGGAAAUGGGAAACGAGGACCUUUUUACCACAAUGAUCAACAAAUUGUUGCUUGGGAGCUCUGUCGAUGACCAGGGCCGCCUAACCACGCCCGACGGCAUAUGCCUUGAAAACUACGACUACCUGGGCCCGCCGGAUCUGCUUGAGAUGAUAAGUGAAUUCCGAAAGACCGACCUCAUCCAACCCAUCCUCGACGUGGUCCACGCUCUCAUCAAGGACCUGCUUGGGUUUCAAGUCUGCUGCAAGAAGGAGUCGCAAAAGUGCGACUACUCUAUCUUGGGGAGCGUCUGGUACGGCAUGACAAAAUUCAGAGGCUCUGUUAUGCCCGAGUCGGCGGAUGAGAUACUGGAGAGCGUCACAGACCUGGCUUCGUCCGUCAGCCAGGUCAGCUCCUACAUGUCCUGUCUCGACAACCACCCCAAAUGCAAUCCCCGCGAGAAGAUAGACAAGAUUAUCAGAAAGACGGUGAGACAAAGAAAGGUCAUCCUGGGCCCUAGCCACAUAGAGUAUAUGCGGAAACAGCGUCACAAGACUGGAAUAGCUGGACCUUACGUGUGGGACCCUUGCUGGGCAAAAGGCGACGAGUAGGAAUAAUUGGUUCUGGUAUAGCGAACAACAUGUAAUUUAACA
Molecule: messenger RNA, 1366 nt
Organism: Ilyonectria robusta
Lineage: Eukaryota; Fungi; Ascomycota; Sordariomycetes; Hypocreales; Nectriaceae
Exons: 2
Coding region: 221-1324 (367 amino acids)
Source: RefSeq, a predicted model, not a curated record